AGCCGCUCUGUGCGCUCACUGGCUGCUCAGCCUCUAGUGUGCGAGGAGCCCGUUCCCAGGUCGGACUGCCGCGACCGAUCACCGGUCUGUAGGCGGCUGAAGAGCUCAGAGUGCGGACACACAGCUGCACAGAGCCGGGAGAAGUCAGAGGAGACUGUACGCUCGGAUCUAAGAGAUGGAGUGCAUUGAAAGGACUCAGACACUCUGAAAGUUUGCAUUUCAGACAUGGUGACACAAACCAUCAGGCAAUUACUCACAACAAAGUCAGCCCUCAUUCUCGCCUGAGGUUUGAGGUGCAGCGGAGGAUGACACCUGCACCCCGCUUGGCGAGGACCGACGCGUUGUUCCACACUUCAACAUCUUUGAAGAAGAGUAGCUCAACGCUUUUGUAAGAGGGACUUUCUGCGUCUAGUUCUGCAGACAGAUCAGUAUCCUGCUCGCUGCCGUCUCUAGACAUCGGCUGUGGCUGGAGAAACAGCGCGUUGUUUUGCGCUCCUUUAGAUCUUCAUUGCUCCAUCGCGGACUGCGGCAAAAAGCAUCAUAUCGCACCCGGACAUCUCACACACACAGGUCUCUGCAGCCACAGUCAUUCAAACUGUGUGCAGCUCACACUGAAAUGCCCGCACUCAUCUCUUCAUGCUGUUUCCCUGUUGAGAGUUCUCAUCUGCUGGAUAAAAAGAAAUGAAAUAGAGCUUUGCGUCUCCUAUAGGCUACACAACGUCAGUAACGCACUUUGUCUAUAGAGCACUGACUCACCAUGGGCACUGUACUAUCACUGUCACCCAGCUCUCGGAAAUCAGGCUACUAUGACAACCGGCCGGGCUCGCUCAGCCACUACCCGAGCAUCAGCAGCCGCUCUCUCAACAGCCAGAAAGACCGCGGGCUGAAGCGGGGACAGUCUAUCUUCCUCCCACCGCUCACCUGGAAGCGACUGGUGGCUUCAACGAAGAAGAAGGGCAACCCCAAGAAAGGCUCCGGUGGUCAAGUGGCUCUGGGAGACCCUCUCAACAACAACAACAACAUCAACAUCUACCAAAAGGACCCCCUUUUGCACCUCAACCGCGAGAAUGUGAAGAAGUCACUGUCAUGUGCCAACCUGUCCAGCUACGAGGGCCCAGCAGGACUGGGUCUGGGGCUCGGUUACGGCCUGGGGAUGGGCCAGGGGCACGGAUUUGGCUACAGCAAGUCCCAACAGCUCUCCUCUGUGAAAAAGGUUCCACAAGGGACGGUGAAUUCGUCCCCGAAGCGCGUCAUCGUCCAGGCGUCCACAAGCGAGCUCCUGCGCUGCCUGGGGGAGUUCCUGUGCUGUCGCUGCUAUCGCCUGAAGCAUCUGUCUCCGGCCGACCCGGUGCUGUGGCUGCGGGCUGUGGACCGCUCACUGCUGUUGCAGGGCUGGCAGGACCAGGCCUUCGUCACGCCUGCAAACGUGGUCUUUGUCUACAUGCUGUGCCGAGACGUCGUGGACGGCGACCUUGUGGCGUCAGAGCACGAGCUGCAGGCCAUCCUGCUCACCUGCCUCUACCUGUCCUAUUCCUACAUGGGCAACGAGAUCUCGUACCCACUCAAGCCUUUUCUGGUUGAGGCGGGUAAGGAGGCCUUCUGGGACCGCUGCCUCGCAAUCAUUGAUGCCACCAGCUCCAAGAUGCUGCGCAUCAACGCAGAUCCGCACUUUUUCACACAAGUAUUUGCUGAACUCAAGAGUGAAGGCGGCUGUGGCCCACAGGACUAUAGUCGGGUGCUGGAUCGAUGAGAGGAAGUUUGACCGCAUGCCUUUUCGUACACUCAUGCACAUGUAAACUUGCACACAGACACACACAUUUGUCUCGUACAGAUUUCUCUCCCCUUUCCUUUCUCUGCUGCCUUGCAGGAGCCAUGAAGGACCAUCUUGACAGAGUUAUGUCAACUUAUUUAUUGAUUCCAUCGGUGUUUGUUGCUAUUAUCCCAUCCUUCCACAGAUAUAAAUAUCUGUGGACUUAUGAG
Messenger RNA from Etheostoma cragini (Arkansas darter), 1980 nucleotides. RefSeq lists its product as uncharacterized. The record is from RefSeq and is a predicted model, not a curated record. The coding region runs from base 758 to 1750 and encodes 330 amino acids. Gene Ontology annotation, biological process: activation of protein kinase activity; brain development; positive regulation of cyclin-dependent protein serine/threonine kinase activity. Gene Ontology annotation, cellular component: protein kinase 5 complex; cytoplasm. The transcript is spliced from 2 exons. NCBI's taxonomy places the organism in Eukaryota, Metazoa, Chordata, Actinopteri, Perciformes, Percidae. Gene Ontology annotation, molecular function: cyclin-dependent protein serine/threonine kinase activator activity; protein kinase binding.